Molecule: messenger RNA, 1380 nt
Organism: Melitaea cinxia (Glanville fritillary)
Lineage: Eukaryota; Metazoa; Arthropoda; Insecta; Lepidoptera; Nymphalidae
Product: igLON family member 5-like
Exons: 10
Coding region: 1-1350 (449 amino acids)
Biological process (GO): homophilic cell-cell adhesion; synapse organization
Cellular component (GO): neuronal cell body; plasma membrane; axon
Molecular function (GO): protein binding; axon guidance receptor activity
Source: RefSeq, a predicted model, not a curated record
AUGGAGCCGAGUUGGGUUAUACUGGCGACUGCCCUGGUGGCGGUGUUCGCGCAGAACAACAGAAAUGAUGGCCCCAGGUUUCUAUCGCGGGGACAUUCCUUCAGGACAGUGGUCGGGGACACGCUUCUAUUGCCUUGUCAAGUACAGAACUUAGGGUCAUUAGUUCUUCUUUGGAGGAGGGGUCCAGCAGUGUUGACAGCUGCAAGCCUUAUGGUAACCAGGGAUGAAAGGUUCCGCCUGGUCGACGGUUACAAUCUCCAGAUUACAGAUGUUGGGCCACAGGAUGCGGGAGACUACGUAUGUCAGAUAUCGGAUCGAGUGGCUCGCGAUCAGGUUCACACAGUGGAAGUGCUCGUGCCUCCGAGCGUCCGAGCCUCGCCCGAGUCCAGGCACGCGGCGGCGAGGCGCGGGGGCGCGGCGGUGCUCGAGUGUCGAGCUUCGGGCAACCCUGUGCCGUCGGUGACGUGGCAUAAAUUGGUAAGGAAUCGUGGCAAUGAGUCGAAUACGCGGCUGGGCGAAGGCGCUCAACUUCAACUGUCCAGACUGGAACGUCAUCACAGCGGGAAGUACGCCUGCACGGUGGACAACGGUGUUGGACCACCAAUCGUCACGGAGUUCCAACUGCAAGUGCUCUAUCCACCAGAGAUAACAGUGGAGAGAUCGUGGGUUCACACCGGGGAAGGGUUCCGCGCUGAGUUACUGUGUACCGUCUUGGCUGACCCACCCGCUGAGGUCCUCUGGUACCAGAACUCGUUCCCUCUGUCAGCAUCAGAAAGAGUUACCAUGUCUGUCAGAGGGAACAAUCACACUCUACUUAUUGCUAAUGUACAACCGGAAGACUUCGGGAAUUUCACGUGUGUAGCUGACAAUAGCCUAGGACGAGCUCGCCAACACGUGGAGGUAUCAGGAAGGCCCGGAGCCGCUCGCUUCACCUCCCCCCCGCUCGCCAGAUCCAGGACCUCGUACACGCUGUCCUUCUCUGUAGACAGUUACCCCCCACUCGACGAACUCAGGCUACUUUACAGGCAGCUUGCGAUAAACGAAUCAUUCCAGCAGCCAGGCCGCUGGCACGACGUCGUCAUCCCAGCUCCAGAGCCAGCUGGAUCCCUCACUCACAGAGUCACUCACGAGCUCAAGGGGCUGGAACCGGGUGCUGUUUACGAAGCUAUCGUCCAGGCGAAGAAUAGAUAUGGAUGGAAUGAAGUCAGCGACAUCUUUCAGUUCCAUACAUUAGGCGGCUCACACUCAGUCCACGCAGACGAACUAUCUCCAAUGUUCUCCACGGCAAUCGCUUGCCGACUGACGAUAUCAACCACCCUCCUCGCCUUAUAUACACACCUGCUCGGAUGAUCGGGGAUUCACCGCAGCUGUUCCUAAUUU